Messenger RNA from Juglans regia (Persian walnut), 1398 nucleotides. RefSeq names its product 26S proteasome regulatory subunit RPN13. The transcript has 14 exons. Gene Ontology annotation, molecular function: proteasome binding; ubiquitin binding; endopeptidase activator activity. The record is from RefSeq and is a predicted model, not a curated record. Gene Ontology annotation, cellular component: proteasome regulatory particle, lid subcomplex; cytoplasm; nucleus. Lineage: Eukaryota; Viridiplantae; Streptophyta; Magnoliopsida; Fagales; Juglandaceae. Gene Ontology annotation, biological process: ubiquitin-dependent protein catabolic process. The coding region runs from base 148 to 1116 and encodes 322 amino acids.
AAAAGACACAGACACGCACGGGAGGCGGAGCAUAUUUGAAUCCAGUCACCAAUUACUCAGGAAAAUUCGUGGGUUUCCACGGGUAUGAUUAUAAUUGUUAUUAUCCUCAUUUGCACUUCAAAACAAAAGCAAUAGACAAGCGUAGCUAUGGGUUCGUCUUCAUCCGAAGUUUUUCCAAAAAUGCAGGAAAUCAUGCUGGAGUUUCGUGCUGGUAAAAUGUAUUUUGAGGGGAAAAGGGUUGUCCCUGAUAGUCGCAAAGGGCUUAUUCGCAUAGCAAGGGGGGAGGAAGGCUUGGUCCAUUUUCAGUGGAUUGAUCGGACAAAGAAUAUUGUCGAAGAUGAUCAAAUAGUAUUUCCUGAUGAGGCAUUUUUUGAGAAGGUUAAUGUUUCAUCAGGACGGGUGUACAUAUUGAAGUUCGAUAGCGACGACAGGAAGUUCUUUUUUUGGAUGCAGGAGCCUAAUGCAGAUGGUGAUUCACAAUUAUGCAGUGCAGUCAAUUACCACCUCAAUCAACCAAUAGAGUUCCCUGGUGAAGAAGAUCCUGAUCCUUCUGUUCCUUUACAAGUUUCUGAAGAUAUGGUCGAAGAUGAUAUUUCAUCAAGGGCUGGAAACUUGGUAGGCCCAAACUUGGGUGUGGAUGUAACUAGUGAAGUCACCUCUUCAUCUGGACCAGUGAAAUUGGAGGACCUGCAACGAAUCUUGAGUAACAUUGGGCCUGCAGAUAAUGCUGAAGAUUCGGAUGGAGGCUUGGGACUGAGAGAUAUUUUGAAGCCUGAUUUGAUAAUGCCGUUGAUUGAAACAUUGCCAUUGGAACAGUGUUUAACAUCAUACUUACCUGAGGGUCAAUGGACUCCAGAGGAUAUAUUGGAGUUGCUGCAGAGUCCACCUUUCUGCCAACAAGUGGAUUCAUUUACUUAUGUGCUUCGAACUGGACAGAUAGAUUUGUCUCAGUUUGGUAUUGACCCAAGUAAAUAUAAGCUCACUGUUUUAUCCUUUCUCGAGGCACUUGAGGAUUCUGUUGCCGGGUCAUCAGAUUCCGAGGAGUCAAGGCAAGACGACAAGGACUUGAGACCUCAAUCAUGUAAGCGGAGUGACUCCAUGGAUGAGUCCCAAUAGCGGAGGCAGUUUUAUGCAUCCCCUGUUAGUUUGUUUUCUCCUUGAUUGUUUUUUGGCAAGUGAGACUUAUCUUCUCACUUACCACCGACAUUUUUCUUCAUGGGAAAAAGGGGCAUGGCUGUUGGGGAAGAAGCAAUGAAAGGUAUUGGUUUUAGUUUGCUUUCAUAACUCCUCUGUACACAUAUCUAUAAAUCCUCAGAUAUUUCUUCUUCUUCCUUUUUUUUUCAAUAAACAAUUGAAUUUUAUGUUACAUUAAAGUCAUUAUACGCAUGUGACCUUGAA